Drepanopeziza brunnea f. sp. 'multigermtubi' MB_m1 is the source of this 2985-nucleotide messenger RNA. Lineage: Eukaryota; Fungi; Ascomycota; Leotiomycetes; Helotiales; Drepanopezizaceae. The record is from RefSeq and is a predicted model, not a curated record.
AUGCACACUACCUACACUACGACCACCUGCUACUACUACCACUCCGCCGCCGCCGCCGCCGCCGCCGCCGCUGACCUCCCCGUCCAGCACUCGCCCAUCACUUUGUUCUCCAGUUUCAGCUUCCCGAGACGGAACUCCCAGCUGGCGAGACGGCCGCUUGUUGAUUUGACGGUCGAACGCGAGAUCACACCGCGAUCCGGAUCUUUACCGGUCGGUCGAGAAUCGGAUAUCCCCCACGGUGACGCCCUCUUCGGGGACGGCCAGCCUCUCUACACAUUGGGGCUCCUUGGAACCUGUCACUGUCACCGCGAUAAGAGCGCUUGGCCAAUUUCGUCAACAUUCCAUGGAAGACGAAGGCAAGAUCGCAUCCCGCCGAUAACCCACCCGACCUGCGUCCGAUCUGCACCUGUUAUCAUCGACGAUUCAUACGCCUCCCCCGAGACUGCGGCUUUCCACGAAGAAGGCUACGAAGGAGCCCUCGUGGCCAGGGUGAGUUCCCCAAGGGAUCUCCUUCCCAUGUCUGCCUACGGGAAAGCCCAACCGCCACAACUUCAUGGCUACGAUGCCGGGCGAGGUUACUCCGACAACACGUUCCCUUACACGGCCCCAAGCUACGGGUCACAGCCCCCGGCGCCGGCACCGACUGCCGCACCCCUCUAUCAACACGCGCCGCAGCUGACACCCGUGGCAUACCCCCCGAAUCAGGUGCGCACACCGUAUGACGAACAGACCGGCCCCUACCUGAAUGUCGGCGUCUCCACGCCCGAGAUCACAUCAUACUCGCCUCGCCGCGGGACCCGGGAUACCAAGUUCUCCGUCUACAUCUCGUCGCUGUACGAGCUGAUGAGCGAAGACAGCACCCCGCAUUUCUUCCUCAUGUUCGGCAACGUCAAAUGCCAGGCGGCAUUGCAGAAGCUGACGCAACAGGGAGCCGUCUGUUCGUACUCGGUCACGACCGAAGUUCCGUCGUACAGCGCCACCGGGUGGACCUCGUCCGCGGCGGUCCCCAUCUCCAUGUGGAUGGAGAGCGGCGAUGGAGAUCUGAUCGGGAAACUUGAGGUUGGGGACUUUACCUUCGUUGACGGCCUCAGCGCGACGAGCGGCUCCCAAGAAAACUCUCGGAAGCGCAAGUUGUCCAUCGACUCAACCGGGUUGAUGCGCAGCUCGUCCAAGCGGGUCUCCAACCACCAGCUCCGACCCAAAGAGGAGUACGGCACGUACGGGUACGCCCAGAGCGAGACGCCUCCGUCGUAUUCGCCGUAUCUGCAGUCGAGCAGUAAUUACAACCACCUCGUGCCCCCGUACCAUCGAUCGACAGGAAGCUAUCAAGGGCCGCCGCCGCAGCAGCAGCACCAGCAGCAGCAGCAGCAACCGAGACAUCUGGCGUACGGCUACCAGUCCUCCACGACGGCAUCUCCGCCCACCAUCAAGGAGCAAUCGCCGCAAGCGAGUAGCUGGUACCCCUCGGGGCCGACGGCACCACGCAGUCAAGGGGCGCAAUCCCAUCUCGGUCCGUCCCGGCCCGCUCUGUCUCUCCUUCCCACAUCACAAACGACGCCCACCCUGAUCCGCACCUCGACCAUCCAGCAGACUCCCAGCCCGGCGACGACGCCGCACGGAGGAGCGCAUUUCAGCUCCUAUGGGGGGUUGAUGUACCCGCACAAGGCGAAGCUCGAGAUCCACGGGAACCUGGACGACAUGACCACGGGCUGGUCCGACGACGAGUGGGAAUCGCGGCGGCGGCUGGUCCAUUUCCGACAGGCACAGUCCGGAAGCACCAUCACGGUCACGUUCACGCCGGUGACUCCCGAAGAUCGGCCUCAGAGUACGCCCACCAGCGGCACCAUCAGCUGCAUCUACUGGGAGGAGAAGAACGAGUGCUUUGUCACGAGUGUGGAUACCAUCUGCCUCUUGGAGAAGCUGCUCAACAGCCAGUUCUCGGUGGAGGAGAAGAACCGGAUCCGCAGGAACCUCGAGGGCUUCCACCCGAUGACGGUCUCGAAGGGGAAAGCCGACAGCGAGGAGUUCUUCAAGGUCAUCAUGGCGUUUCCCGCGCCGAAGCCGAGAAAUAUCGAGAAGGAUGUGAAGGUCUUCCACUGGAAAGACCUGCUGCUGACCUUCGCCCAGUCGGCUUCUCCGGCCUCGAUCCUCCCGCCGGCUCUGACGCCGGUCAGCUCCUCGACGGGGUACGGGACCGAGGGCUCGUCGACGGGCUACGGCGGCAUCUCCCCCCGCUCCAUGGCCAACUCGACGACGUCGACCUACACCAGCAACCUGCCGGCCCGGGUGGUGUCCCCGCACGAGCACAAGUCCCUGAUGCUGCACGGUGGGCCUCCUGACCUCCGCGUCGGCAUCUCACCGCACGGGCCCGAGGCCUCGAGCGGCUGGCCCGGCGGGCCGCCGCAUCAGCUGCCGGCGCACUCCUCGUACGCGCCCCUCGGCCAUCAGCCCCCCCCUCGGGACGCGUGGGGCAUGUACCUGGAGAACAGCCCCGCGACGGCCGCCUCGCAGCCGGGUAGUGGAUUCGGGGGGCGACGGUCGGAUGGCGCGGCGUCUGUCGUCGAGUCUGGCGUCGAGUCUGUCGUCGUCGCAGCAGCCGCAGCAGCCGCCGCAGCAGCAGUCGCAGCAACAACACCAACAACAACCACAUUCACAUGGUCAGCAGAUGCCGCAUACGUGAGAGACUCGUGCCGCCUUGAGAUUGGGGAUGAGGGUCGCGGCUUGGCCUGGCCUGGCCUGGGCUGGCCUGAGCCGGAUCCCGGUCGUCGAUCAUCUCCUCACAUGCGCUACGCAUCGACCCAUCUGGCAUCGACCCGUCUGACAUGGACCCGUCUGGCAUCCACCCAUCGACCCGUCCACCCGUCCAUCUACCCGUCCAUCGACCCGUCCAUCGACCCGUCCAUCCACCCAUCCACCCACCCACUCAUCCACCCAUCCCAUCUCACCCUCUCCCUCCUGUCUGAUCUGCCCCACAUCAUCACGUAG